Xenia sp. Carnegie-2017 is the source of this 1552-nucleotide messenger RNA. RefSeq names its product TGF-beta-activated kinase 1 and MAP3K7-binding protein 3-like. The record is from RefSeq and is a predicted model, not a curated record. NCBI's taxonomy places the organism in Eukaryota, Metazoa, Cnidaria, Anthozoa, Malacalcyonacea, Xeniidae. Bases 424 to 1536 code for a protein of 370 amino acids. The transcript is spliced from 12 exons.
AAAGUCAUUAAUAUUUGUUAUUGUAUGUUUUCAAGUGGAGCACCAUUUUAAAGUUACUUUUUUUUGGUUGUGGCUGUUUUUAUAUUUGUUUUUGAGUUUUAUCUGUGUAGAAAAGAUUGAAAAUCAACAUGUCGACGAUGCCGGAAGGCGAUAUUUGUACAAAUCUCUCUCUCUACGAGGAAUAUCGAGAUAAAUAUCCUGAGAUUCCUGCUGAUGAUCUACGACAAAUUUUAGAAAAGUACGGUUCAGAUCCAGCAAAUUGUCAAGAAAGGCUUGUCGAGGAGAGUAUGAAAUAUCUAUAUGGAACUUUACCAGCUACGUCUGAUUCACAACAGAGAAAUGUUGUGUCUCCAUCUUUACCUCGAUGCAAUUCCUCAGGAAGCACAGGAUCAAGUCAUUCAAGUGGUCGUUCUACACCUGUGAAUGCAAUGUACACACCAUUUAAUAAUCCUCACAUCCCAUGUAAUUCUUCACCUCUUAUACAAACAUUGCCCACUACAGAUUCCUCUUUUAUACCAAAUAAUUCAACACAAGCAUAUCAUAUGCAGACAUUUCCACUACAUUACAAACACUGAAUUUGCGACUAGCAAAACAGAUGGAUAUUUUGUGCCGUCAGUUGUUUCAUCUUCAAGAACGAACUUAGAAUUAUUACAAUCGUCUAAUAGCCCAUUCCCCAUCAAUGCUAAUAUUGAUGAACGAGUUGGUUCAAGACUCUCAGCUACAGAAUCAUUCAGAACUAUGAAAAAGACAGUAUAUAUGGAUGACUCAAACUGUUAUUUAGGAGAAAAUUUUAACAGGAUGUUGCCAUUUUCCUUCACCCCAAAAUCAAGUAACGAUGAGCUAACUUUGCAGUUAGGUGUGUCAGACAAAAGUACAACAAAUUCUAAUUAUUUACAUGCAUGUUAUUCACAACAACUGAAGAGAUAUGAAAAACUAAAAAAGGAGUAUGAUGAAGAAAAAGAAAGAUUGAGAAUAAUUAUUGAAGAAAUAUCUGAGCGUGAAUCAGAACUUUAUAAUCACAGAUAUGUGGUACAACCAAAUCCAACGGAUGAACAAAUAGCAUUGCUGGUAAAAGAAAAUGAAAAAUUAAAAAAGUCUGUCGAUGAAUUAUCUAAGAAUAUUGACAGAAUUGAAAAUGGACGAGCAUUUUUACCACCAGUGGAUGUUCGACAUCAUGAUGUUCAUAGAAUACAACCACUUGCACAAAGACCAAGAGAUAUAUUUGACAGAUCGCAAAGUGUACCCUGCAUUCAACCACAAGAUUCAAUACCCAUGAAACAGUUGUCGAGACCAUCAACAGAACGUCAAGUGCGUCAUACAAUUUCAUGUGAUGAAAGUUCUGCCUAUUAUCAAGUGAAGCCAUCAAACGACUCAGCAUUGCAAGAUUGGAGUUUGAUCAACAAAGUUCCUAAAUUUCCAUUUGUACCAGGUGAAGGAACUUCAGAAGAAAGCCAAUGGAGCUGCCGAGAAUGUACAUUUCUUAACCACGAAAGUUUAUUAACUUGUGAAAUCUGUAAUACUGCCAGACAUCAAUAAACCUACAAGAAUUUUG